AUGGCCGACAUGGGCAUGGGCACAUCCAUUCAGUCGCCGCCGCCGGGCCAGGCAGUGGUGGGCGGGCAUGCUGAUUCCAAUGCGCAGCCGAACGGCGUGGACGAUCCAACCCAGGAUGGGGAGCAGCAGCAGGAAGCAGCAUCGCCGACGAAAAGAUACACGUAUCAAUACAGGACUCUGCAAGGGUAUUUCCUGCAGGACGACCCGUCCACGGACGCCGCGACCUUCGACUUCAUGGCCCCGGACGUGAACUUUGGUUUGAUUGACAGGGCGUACGAAUCUGAUGGAUCACUGCCGAAAAAGGGAAGGGAGAUGACGCAGUGGCAGCGCUUUGAACACCACGUUAGGUCUUUGAAUCAGAAUGCUGGAGAUGAUAACGGCGACGACGACGAAGCACAAGGAGAUGGAGCACACAGGAAGCAGCAACGGCAACGACAACGACAACGGGUAGGUCGUCACAGCUCACAUUCUGCCCCACGGACACGAUACCUCGUCUUCUUCCUCGGCCGGCACGGCAACGGCUACCACAACAUCGCGGAGCGUUACUACGGCAGUACAGCGUGGGACUGCCACUUCAGCGCGCUAGACGGCGACCCCGACGGGGUCAUGAUCUGGUCGGACGCGGCGCUGUCGAGGGAAGGCAAGCGACAAGCCCGACAAGUCAACACUUUCUGGAAGAAUCAGACGUCCGGGCAAGGGAACGGGGCGAAAAUGCGUCUUCCAGACCUAUACUUGGUGUCUCCGCUCGACCGCACGCUCGAGACCGCGCAGCUUAGUUUCGACGGCGUGGGAUCGACUGCGGCGCAGCAGGGAGAAGCAUCAUUUCGGCCUGUGGUGAUGGAGAAGGCGCGCGAAGGCGCGGGCAUCCAUACGUGCGACAGGCGCGGGAGCGUCAGUUCCAUCCGCGCGCGGUAUCCGAGCUACAACGUCGACGCGGACGCCCAUCUGACGGAGAGGGACGAAUUCUGGACGCCCGACCGCAGAGAGCCCAACUCGGCGCUGGACAAGCGAUUACGGGGCUUCUUUGACGAUCUCAUGUCCAAUGCCGAGAUUUUGGGUCCCGAGAAAGAGAGCGUCUCGGUGACGAGCCACUCUGGCGCCAUCGCCGCCAUGUUGCGCGUCUUGGGACAUCGAGAGUUCGGCCUAGGCACCGGGGCGGUCAUCCCGGUUCUCGUCAAGGUGCGGCGCAUUAGUCUGGAUGAUGACGAUAAUGACGACGAGGACCUGGGCAGAAGAAACGGUGGCUCGGGCGAAGGCGCCCAUCACAAGGAACCGACGCUGGAUCUUCCUGACUUGGCUGACAGUCAAGAGGAUCAACUCGACAAUGACGCGAGUCCUAGUGUCUCGCCCGUGGAUCCUGACGACAAAUCGAAGUGGGCAACUAUUCCCUCGUGUCCGGCCGACUUGGACCUUACGACCGUGGGGCAGAAGCGCUGGGGCAUGGGGUUGAAAGACUUUCUUGAUGGCGUCGAAGGCGGCACUCUCGAUGUAGAAGCCGUGCCGUUUCAUUGA
Cladophialophora carrionii CBS 160.54 is the source of this 1512-nucleotide messenger RNA. RefSeq lists its product as uncharacterized. Gene Ontology annotation, molecular function: phosphatase activity. Bases 1 to 1512 code for a protein of 503 amino acids. The transcript has a single exon. The record is from RefSeq and is a predicted model, not a curated record. Gene Ontology annotation, cellular component: cytoplasm. NCBI's taxonomy places the organism in Eukaryota, Fungi, Ascomycota, Eurotiomycetes, Chaetothyriales, Herpotrichiellaceae.